Molecule: messenger RNA, 1290 nt
Organism: Pseudomyrmex gracilis
Lineage: Eukaryota; Metazoa; Arthropoda; Insecta; Hymenoptera; Formicidae
Product: U2 small nuclear ribonucleoprotein auxiliary factor 35 kDa subunit-related protein 1
Exons: 4
Coding region: 1-1290 (429 amino acids)
Biological process (GO): mRNA splicing, via spliceosome
Cellular component (GO): spliceosomal complex; U2AF complex
Molecular function (GO): metal ion binding; pre-mRNA 3'-splice site binding
Source: RefSeq, a predicted model, not a curated record
AUGUGUGUGAGGAUCGAAGACCAUUGCACAACAAAGCUCAGUCAUAAGGAAUGGCGUAAAAUCGCGAAGAAGAUGCGUCGCAGCCGAUUACGACGAGCGGCUGCGCAAGAACGUGACGUGAACGAAGAACAGGUUAGGACAAGAUUGGAGAGCAACGCGGAAUAUUUGAACUGGCGCAUAGAACAUGAAAAGCAGCAAGCGGAAAGAGAAGCACGAGAACGUGAGGAACACGCGGAACGAGAGAGACUCUGGUUAGAAGAAGAGGAACAAGCGCGCAAGGAAAUUAAUGACUAUAUUGAUAAUGGAAUAAAAACACCUGAAAUCUUAAGAGAACUUCUCGAUAGUAAACCUAAUAAAGAGCUUUGCCUAUUUUUCACAAAAACUGGUGUUUGCAAAUAUGGUGACGCAUGUUCCAAAAAUCAUCGUAGAGUUUUACUUAGCAAGAAGAUACUGAUACCCGGAUUUUACUCACAUUUUUCAUUAGAAAAGAAUUCUGCUGAAUAUGAUACCGAUGUAGCCCUCGAAUUUGAAAGCUCGGAAAGGCGACGCCACUUCCGUGAAUUCUUUGACGAUGUUGUGAAGGAAUUGGAAACAUUUGGCAAGAUCGCGACGUUCAAGUGUUGUUGCAACAUUGAAGUUCACUUACGCGGCAAUUUAUAUAUCGAAUAUAAUACGGAAAGAGAAGCGGCUAGAGCUUGGCGAAAUCUUAAAGGGCGUUGGUAUGCGGGUAAAAAACUUCACUGUGAAUUUGUGAAUAUGCCAUCUUGGAGAAGCGCUAUUUGUGGCAUGCACAACUGUCCAAAAGGUAACAGAGGCUGCAAUUUUCUUCAUACCUUUCGAAAUCCGUAUAAUAAAUAUAACAUUAAGAGUCCGCCGCGUUGGGUACAAAAAACUCUUCAAGAAUCGAGUAGCAAGAGAAGCGAUCAUAAAAAUAAAUCCGAUUGGGAAUCUAUUGAACCAAAUGGCGAAGACGAUCGCAAUUGGAGAUGGUCUCAGUCGCCUGAAAUUGAACUGGAUCGUUGUUCGAAAAAUUCAGAGAAGAAACGUUGCCGUUCCACAGAAAGAAAACGAUCACAUAAAUCUUCUCGUGAUAAAAAGAAAAAUGGCCACAGCGAAAGAUCAAGUGCGAGGAGCACGAUAUCAUCCGAGAAACAUCAUCGAUCGAGCCACAAAAAAACUUGUAACGACGAGAUUGAAGAUGACAAUAUAUCUGAUAAUCCUUCUUCUAAAAAACGUAAAAAAAACACUAGCUCGAAAAAUAACCAUAAACUUACCAAGCGAAGGCAUUAA